GUAAUGGAUGGAUUUGGAAAUGAUGUUGUUGCAGAGGAUCUCGCGGUCAGAGAUGCUGAUAGAUACUCGGACGAUUUGCUGGUCAUUUCUGCUGGACAGCAUUUAAGAUCAUUGAGACACGGCAUUUGUAAACCAUUUUCUGAAGGUUGUUCAUCAUCUUCAAAACCUUGUAUUUCCGAUCGAAACCCUGGAACCUGUGAAAGAAGAGCCUCAGAGCCUACAGAAGAUACAAGAUCUGAAAUUGUAGAAACCAAUUUCAAUUAUGCAGAUGUCCUCUUCAUUUUUAAAGGGUUGAGACUACCAUUACACGGUUUACAAUUUGCUUGGGGAUUGGCAUUUUCUUGUUGGAGAAGUUCUGUCGUGUACGUUAGAUGUGCUCAUCUGCGACAAAGUAUAAUGCCGACAAAGCUUAAUAUGCCGACAAAGCUUAUGCAUGAUACAUUCAUGGCUUUUAUUUUACACAUGUUGUUCCAUUACACAUGGAUUGAGUUAGGGCCAAAAUCUUUAUGA
Prunus avium (sweet cherry) is the source of this 510-nucleotide messenger RNA. The record is from RefSeq and is a predicted model, not a curated record. NCBI's taxonomy places the organism in Eukaryota, Viridiplantae, Streptophyta, Magnoliopsida, Rosales, Rosaceae.